AAUUGAGAAAAUUCAUCAAAGUUUACACUCAUAUGCAACAUUUACAUCUGGAACUCCGAUCAAAACGCAAACAUUACACGUUAAAUCCAGACUCAACCGAUUUCAUUCAUGACGACAUAAAUAUAACUUGCAAGCAGUUUUUCAAAGGUAAUGAUGUAUGAACUUCCCAUUCUUUAUUCCGAAAACAUCGCCACUCGCCUAUUCCUAGCGAAAACGCCCCUUUCAUCCAUUCUUCAUCCCUAUUUCAUAUGUCUCACUUGCACGCAUCAAUCAAUCUACAUUCUUCAAAUUCUCAAAAAGGUUCUAAUUCCCAAUUCUUCCACCUAUCUUAUCAGUUUAUAUAUCUACUCUAUCCAUCAAUUCAUCCCAAUCACCCCUCACCCAUCACCAAUUACAUCUCCCCUCUUUCGUAAAACGAAAUCUCAUCUGAUUUUGUAUCCAAUAUUAACAAUGGCUACCACACGCAACGGCACAGAAGAUAUCCACGCAGACCAUGGCGUAAAACCAAGUAUAGGAGCCACUUUACUCCGACUCCUCCAACUUAUCAUCGCAUUAGCAAUAUUAGGAAUGGCUGCUUUUGUCGUCGCAAAUGCCGCGUACUCAGGUGCUAUAUUGGCGAUUUUUGUCGUAUGUCUUCCUGCGAAUUCCCCUUUUUUUCAUUUUAUCUCUUCCAUUCCCAUAAUCCAAACCCACUAACCAACACAACCCAACCCAAAACCAGGCAAGCCUAACAACCCUCAUCCUCCUCUACACACUCCUCUCUUCGCACCGCCUCACAAACAUCUUCAAUAACUGGGCAAUCGCACUCCUGGAUCUUCUUCUUAUUAUUCUUUGGUUAGCUACUUGGAUCACGGCCGCGGUGCAAAUUCGUAGAUAUAGAUUCCGUUUUGGGUAUUAUGGGUGCGGAUGGUUUUUUUGUAGGAGGGAUUUGUUGGAAUUGGAGGUUAGAGAUGAGUUGAGUGGGGGAGGAUUACAGAAGAGAGAUACGUAUUGGAGGACUUGGAGAUCAGUUUUUAUUGCUGUUGCGGUUUUGGCGGCGGUGGAAUUGUGAGUUUUUUCUUCUUUUUUCUUUCUUCCUCUUUUUAAGUUUUCCCCCUUUUUCUCUCUUUCAUUAAAGAAUCUCACAUCCCGCUUUCUAUCUCUCCAUGAGAAAUGAGUGAGAAAUCCUUUAUCAUUCACUAAUAAAUUGGUAUAUAGCGCCCUCUUCGUAAUAAGUUUCUUCUACACCCUAGCCCGCAUCCUCAAUCAUCGGGAUAGACAUCACCACGGGGCCAGGGCUGCAGCUGCUGGUGCAGGCGUAGGCGCAGGUGCAGGUGCAGCAACACAGAAAAAUGCUGGGGAUAUGGAGAUGCAGAAUCAGGGGCAGGGCCAGGGGCACACGGGGUAUACUGGUCAAACGGGCACGGGGUAUACGGGUCAAACAGGUGCUGGGCAGACGGGGUACGGGCAGACGGGGUAUGGUACUGGUACUGGUGCUGGUGCUGGUGCUAAUCCAGCAUCUCCGGUUACGCAUCCGACCACUGGUGCUACCGGUGGUAUGUCGGGUACACAGGGUGCUGUUUAGAUAUUUACGACCCUACUUAGGUAAUUACUAGGGAGUGAUUGGAAUUCGAGGGAUACUAAAGGAUAUAUAGGGGUACGGGAUAUGAGGAUUUCUUUUGGAGGAUCUUUGGGAUAAUAUGCGGAUAAAAGGGUAUAUGAUAUAUGGUUUCGAGAGGGGAAAUAUAAUACUAGUUGGUAUGAGGAGUU
Molecule: messenger RNA, 1749 nt
Organism: Sclerotinia trifoliorum
Lineage: Eukaryota; Fungi; Ascomycota; Leotiomycetes; Helotiales; Sclerotiniaceae
Source: the annotation of a GenBank genome assembly